UUCGUCCUGCCUCCUCGGUGACCACAAAUCAGAAGUCAGAAGUCGAUAUGAUGCGUCUCAUAUGAUCAAAUAAUAAUCCUGCCGGCCGCUGUUCCGGACACCUUCCGGGUUAUCAGAGUUCGUCUGUGCAGCACAGAGCCCGGACCAUUUGCAGAGGAGGAGUGCUGUCUGUCCCGUUGAGCUCCUCCUGGUGUGUGAGUGCUGGGUGUGUGCACCAUGGCGAGCCUCCUUCGUGUUGUGGCGGCCAGCUGCUCAGCCCCUGUGUUCAGCGGGGUUUCCUGUAUGAAGUUGCAGAGCAGCCAUGCUCUCAAAUCAACAUGCAUUCGCUUUUUCAGGACCCAUCAAGCUCUUGGACGAUGUGCCAGUCCAGGUAUUCCAUACAAACAACUCACAGUCGGUGUACCCAAAGAAAUAUUCCAGAAUGAACGUCGCGUGGCGCUCUCUCCCGCUGGUGUCCAGGCGCUCAUCAAGCAGGGCUUCAGUGUCGUUGUGGAGUCUGGAGCCGGUGAGCCUUCCAAGUUCCCAGAUGAGCAGUACGCCCAGGCUGGAGCAACAAUCAAAGAUGCUAAAGAUGUCUUGGCGUCUGAUGUGGUGGUUAAGGUCCGCGCUCCCAUUUUCAACCCUGAUUUGGGCGUCCACGAAGUGGACUUAAUGAAGGACGCGGCCACUUUAAUCAGCUUCAUCUAUCCAGCUCAGAAUCCAGAGCUGAUGGACUUGCUGUCCCAGAAGAAGGCAACCGUCCUGGCUAUGGAUCAGGUCCCCCGAGUCACCAUUGCCCAGGGCUUUGAUGCAUUGAGCUCCAUGGCAAACAUUGCUGGGUACAAGGCUGUUGUGCUGGCAGCAAACAGCUUUGGUCGUUUUUUCACUGGACAAAUCACAGCAGCUGGGAAAGUGCCACCUGCAAAGGUAUUGAUCAUUGGAGGUGGUGUGGCCGGAUUGGCAGCAGCGGGUUCUGCCAGGGCCAUGGGAGCAAUUGUCAGAGGAUUUGAUACCAGAGCUGCAGCUUUGGAGCAGUUUAAAUCUUUGGGCGCAGAGCCACUAGAGGUGAAUAUUAAGGAGUCAGGAGAGGGCCAGGGAGGCUACGCCAAGGAAAUGUCAAAGGAGUUCAUAGAGGAGGAGAUGAAGCUGUUUGCCAGACAGUGUCAGGAUGUGGACAUUGUCAUCAGCACUGCUCUUAUUCCAGGCAGGCGGGCACCCAUCCUGAUCACCAAACCCAUGAUAGAGAGCAUGAAGGACGGGUCAGUGGUGGUGGACUUGGCUGCUGAGGCUGGAGGAAACAUUGAGACCACUGUACCUGGAGAGCUGUCAGUAUACAAGGGAGUGACCCACAUUGGCUACACUGACCUACCCAGCCGUUUGCCGACACAGUCCAGCACUCUGUAUUCUAACAACAUCACUAAGUUGGUGCGGGCCAUCAGCCCUGACAAGGACAACUUUUACCUCGAUGUUAAGGACUCGUUUGACUAUGGAACCAUGGACCAUGUUGUGAGGGGAUCUAUUGUGAUGCAGAAUGGAAAGAACCUGUUCCCUGCUCCUCAGCCCGACAAUGUGCCCGUUGCGGCUCCCCCUAAACCAAAGUCUAUCCAGGAACUAGAGAAGGAGAAGGCUUCCCAGGUCUCCCCCUUCAAGGCUACACUCACCACUGCUGGCAUGUACACUGCAGGCUCUGCCACGCUGCUAGGUCUGGGUCUGUGCGCUCCUAACGCCGCCUUCACCCAGAUCGUCACCACCUUUGGUCUGGCUGGCAUCGUGGGAUACCACACAGUGUGGGGAGUCACUCCCGCUCUGCACUCUCCACUCAUGUCUGUCACCAACGCCAUCUCAGGUCUGACGGCGGUGGGUGGUCUGUCCCUGAUGGGAGGUGGCUACACCCCAAACAAUACUGCUGAGACACUGGCUCUGCUGGCUGCCUUCAUCUCCUCGGUCAACAUUGCUGGUGGUUUCCUUGUGACGAAGAAGAUGUUGGACAUGUUCAAGCGUCCCACUGAUCCUCCAGAGUAUAAUUACCUUUACCUGCUUCCUAGUGGGGUCUUUGUGGGAGGCUACGCUGCUGCUCUGCAGGCUGGAUACCACAUUGAACAGAUUAUGUACUUGGGCUCUGGCCUGUUCUGUGUCGGUGCCCUGGCUGGCCUUUCCAACCAGAAAACAGCCCGUCUGGGUAAUGCUUUGGGUAUGAUGGGAGUCACCGGGGGCAUUGCUGCCACUUUGGGUGCCCUGCAGCCGAGUCCUGAGCUCCUGGCACAGAUGAGCGCCGCCAUGGCUGUAGGUGGCACUGCUGGCUUGGCCAUCGCUAAGAGAAUCCAGAUCACUGACUUGCCACAGCUGGUGGCUGCCUUCCACAGCUUGGUGGGUCUGGCUGCUGUGCUCACCUGCGUGGCCGAAUAUAUUAUCGAGUACCCCCACUUCGCCACCGACCCUGCGGCCAACCUCACCAAGAUUGUUGCGUACAUCGGCACUUACAUUGGCGGAAUCACUUUCAGCGGCUCUUUGGUGGCAUAUGGCAAACUGCAAGGUGUUCUGAACAGCGCUCCCCUGAUGCUCCCUGGUCGUCAUGCUCUGAAUGCCACUCUUAUGGCAGCCAGCGUUGGUGGGAUGAUUCCUUACAUGCUGGAUCCUAGUUACACCACAGGCAUCACCUGUCUCGGAUCUGUCUCUGCUCUGUCCGCUGUCAUGGGUGUAACCUUGACAGCAGCCAUCGGAGGUGCUGACAUGCCGGUGGUUAUCACCGUGCUGAACAGUUACUCAGGCUGGGCGCUCUGUGCUGAGGGCUUCCUGCUCAACAACAACCUGCUGACCAUCGUUGGAGCUCUCAUCGGGUCAUCUGGAGCAAUCCUGUCAUAUAUUAUGUGUGUGGCCAUGAAUCGUUCCCUGGCCAACGUGAUCUUGGGAGGCUACGGCACAUCCUCCACCGGCACAGGAAAGCCCAUGGAGAUCACAGGCACACACACAGAGGUCAACGUGGAUCAGACCGUCGACAUGAUUAAAGAGGCCCAAAAUAUAAUCAUCACUCCAGGUUAUGGACUCUGUGCUGCAAAGGCCCAGUACCCCAUCGCUGAGCUGGUGAAAAUGCUCCAAGAGGCUGGAAAAUCAGUCAGGUUUGGUAUUCACCCGGUGGCUGGCCGUAUGCCUGGUCAGCUCAAUGUGCUGUUGGCUGAAGCUGGUGUCCCGUAUGAUAUUGUCCUGGAAAUGGAAGAGAUUAACGAUGACUUCCCUGAGACGGACCUGACCCUGGUGAUCGGUGCCAAUGACACAGUGAACUCAGCCGCCCAGGAAGAUCCUAACUCUAUCAUUGCUGGUAUGCCUGUGUUGGAGGUCUGGAAGUCUAAGCAGGUUAUUGUGAUGAAGCGUUCCCUGGGUGUGGGCUACGCAGCUGUCGACAACCCCAUCUUCUACAAGCCCAACACUGCUAUGUUGCUAGGUGACGCCAAGAAGACCUGCGACGCCCUGCAAGCCAAGGUCCGCGAGAGCCAGAGCCAGAGCCAGUAAGAGUUGAGGCUCUGAGGCCAGCAGAGACCUCCGUUAACAGCAUACAUGGAGGUAGAAGACAAAGAGUCAAAGAUAAUUCAGCAUAAAGAUCCUCUUUGUCCAAUUGUGACACAGCCAAUUGAGCAAAGAUGAUCACUUUUUGGCACGCCCUUCCUGUCAUCUAUAGAUAAAAGAAAUGGCAAUGUUUGUAAAAAAAAAAAAACUACACUUGUGCAGUAAGAGCCAGGCAGUGCAGAUACUGUAGAUUUCUAAUAGUACUCCCACUCCGAUGUAAUUAAGUACAGAUUUGUUUUCUCUUUGACACGUCUUGUAUUUCUAGAUAUGAAAGGAAGGGUAAGUCAGCAUAUGUGGUCUGUAAUCUGGGGAGCAUCUGACAGUGUUGUCUUCAUUGUAGACACUUAUAUUAGUGUAAAAAACACCAACAAUCAGAAGUGUAGAUGCAUUAAGAUGUUAGAUAUUUAAAAUCUCACUGUUACAAUAAUUGAGGAAAUGUUCAAUAGUUGAAAGAAAAGUAUGGAUAAAUUGGAGUUAAAAGGAACAAAAGCAGAGAUAUAUGAAGGUAAACCCACCAGAGACAGAGGUAUAAGAGACUUGAGCACUAAUGUUUUUCCAAACUUUAAGAACUGUUGUCUCCCCCUUCUUUCUCACGAGUCUGCAUUUAUUAUAGUAAGAUUAUUUGAUGUUCCCUUUGAUGGAUAGAUUUCCUCUAAAUGCUGUUAUAAUACCUUAUUUUUCUGUACAAGUUAAAAGAGGGAAAAAAGCAGAAUAGUGCAACAUUUUUGUAAAGUUCCUUCAGUUCCAGUUUUCUACUGAAUUGAGAUUUUUGUAUUUGGUCCAGUCAUUAUGAGAAUCCCUAGAAAAUGUCAAUGUGAUUACAUUUUAGAAGCCAUAGCCUGUUAUUGAAAUCUAGUCACGCUAUUUGCUUUUUUUUUCUCUUUUAACUUGAGUGUGUCUUGUGACCUCCGCCUUUGCCUCUAGUGCAGCAAUCACACACAGAUCCAAAAACAGAUACCAAUCCAUUCAAACCUCGUCAAUCAAGCCUUUAAUGCAAUAAACCAAAUGUCUCUGAGCUUUUAAGUAAGGGACCACAGCUGUCCUGUUACGCGAGUACUCCUCCUACAUAAAAACACUCUUGUUGCUCUGAUAGCUGAAUGGAUUUUAUGAUGUUUUUGCACCAGGUGUGUCCCAUCAUCCUGUGUGGUUCUGAUAUUACAGUACAUGUGAUGCUUGCCGUUGGCCUUUAUGGAAAAGAAGGGUAUUUUUUAAAGUGAACGUGGCUCAUCCACUCCAGUAUGUGUCCUCAUUAUUGCUCUGGAGGGAAAUGAAGGAUCACUGUUUGUAAAGUAGGGCCAGAUGUUAAACUGACUGUUUUGUAAAGAAUCUAAAGCAACGAUGCAGUUAAUUCAUUUGUUGCUACAUUUCAGAAAACAUGAAUUUUUCAACUUUUAUUAUCAAGCGUGCAUUUCUAAAUUGAAAUAGUCCUUUCUUAAAGCCCAGCAUUUGCCAUGAACCUUAACUUGUGCCAAGACGUCCCCUUUUGCACUCAAUCUGUAUAGAUUAAACGGCACAAAUAUAGAUUUGAGUGGUUGUUGUAUAACCACAUGAGUAAUUCUUGAAAGAUCAUUGACAUUAUAGCAGUAGCUCCAACUCUACACCCGUCUUCACACAGCUGGCCCAACCAAACUUUAAACACCACAACGUCAAGGUUGGGUUGGGUUGCUGCCACCGUUUUACUUUACUUCCUCCGAGUGUUUACGGUCAUGAUACAUUAAAUGAAUUGGUAAUGAGUGUUGGUACACGGUUUGAGGAACAAUACUUCAUGAGGUGACAGGUCACCUUUGAUAUCUUUAUCAGUAAUAACCAAGUCAGUGCUGUAAGAAGUAAGUUAUUGUUGUUUCAUCCUGGGACCUGAUUCGUUGACCAUGACAACUAUCCUACCUCUCCAUAAAACAACCAAUAACUUUCCAUAUGACCUACAUCUGAUCAAUCACCUGUAACGGACCAGUCAUUUUCCACCUAACACACAUAGAUUCAACCAGUCAGCGCUCAUGUGUCUCACGUUGCCUCAGUUUUGUUUUCAUUGUGUUUUUAACUGUCAGACCUCAGUUAGCUGCUGGCUAGUUUAUUGUAAGUUAUGCAAGUGAAGAGCUGCAGAUGUCAUUACUGCUCAUGACGGAUUAUUGUUCAUACAUGUCAAGCAACCACAGUCUUUCGGGGCUAUAAGAACGAGAUGCCUGCUUAAUAUUGGUAGAUUCUUGCCAUUUUUUUCUAUUGUAUAGGUAUUGAUCAAACUAAGAAAGAUGAGAAAAUCUAGUUUUACAAUGGCCAAUAUGCCCCCCUGUGCCCUUAUCUUUUUUCUGUAAAGAAGCCAUUUGUGCAGAGCAACAAUGGGGGUUUGAAGUUGUAUAAUGUUUCAAUGCACCGUGUAGGGAGAUGAAAUGUACUGUGAAUGUUUUUUUUCCCCCCCUUUUGUUUUUAUCAUGGAACAUUCUCAUCCCUAAUAAACCUGUAUUUACACUAGA
Acanthopagrus latus (yellowfin seabream) is the source of this 6008-nucleotide messenger RNA. RefSeq names its product nicotinamide nucleotide transhydrogenase (gene nnt). The record is from RefSeq and is a predicted model, not a curated record. Gene Ontology annotation, cellular component: mitochondrial inner membrane. Bases 217 to 3486 code for a protein of 1089 amino acids. Lineage: Eukaryota; Metazoa; Chordata; Actinopteri; Spariformes; Sparidae. Gene Ontology annotation, molecular function: NAD binding; NADP binding. Gene Ontology annotation, biological process: NADPH regeneration; proton transmembrane transport. The transcript has 22 exons.